Messenger RNA from Cajanus cajan (pigeon pea), 1783 nucleotides. Its product is annotated as 2-methylpropanoate--CoA ligase CCL4. The record is from RefSeq and is a predicted model, not a curated record. NCBI's taxonomy places the organism in Eukaryota, Viridiplantae, Streptophyta, Magnoliopsida, Fabales, Fabaceae.
UCGCUUACAAACUAUGAACCACUUAACCCCAAACCCUGCAAACUCAACACCCCUCACACCACUCACCUUCCUCGAGAGAGCAGCCGUCGUCUACGGUAACUCCAACUCCAUCCUUUACGACACCGUUUCCUUCGCUUGGUCGCAGACCCACCAACGAUGCCUCCAACUAGCUUCCUCUCUUUCCGUUCUCGGUCUUGGACGAGGCCAUGUCAUCUCUGUUCUCUCUCCCAACACUCCUCCCAUGUACGAACUCCACUUCGCCGUCCCCAUGUGCGGCGCCAUCCUCAACAACCUCAACCUCCGCCUCGACCACCACACACUCUCGGUGCUCCUCCGCCACAGCGAAUCAAAGCUCGUCUUUGUCCACUCAAGCUCCCUCACUCUCAUCCUCCGUGCCCUAGCCACGUUCCCCAAAACCAUCCCACGCCCCUCCCUCGUCCUUAUCACCGACGAUGACAUCGCAAUGUCGACACACCCUCCCAUCAUAGACACGUACGAGAGCCUCUUAAAGAAAGGCGACCCGGGCUUCAAAUGGGCCCGGCCCAACUCCGAGUGUGACCCAAUAACGCUCAACUACACCUCCGGCACGACGUCGUCUCCCAAAGGCGUUGUCCACUCCCACCGCUCAACGUUCAUAAUGGCACUAGACUCCUUAAUCGAUUGGUCAGUGCCGAAGCAGCCAGUGUAUUUAUGGACGCUACCGAUGUUCCACUCUAACGGGUGGACCUUCCCGUGGGGGAUCGCCGCCGUAGGCGGCACCAACGUUUGCACGCGUAAAAUCAACGCGCCAACAAUCUACCGUUUGAUUGAAACCCACUCCGUGACGCACAUGUGCGCUGCGCCGGUGGUUCUCAACAUGCUGUUAAUGUUCAACAAAACCGAACCGGUUAAGAAACCGGUUCACGUCCUCACCGGAGGAUCCUCGCCUCCGGCGACGAUCCUGACGCGCGCGGAGGAGUUAGGGUUUAAGGUGAGCCACGGGUACGGGAUGACGGAGACGCUGGGGGUGAUUGUGUCGUGCGCGUGGAAGAGGGAGUGGGACAAGCUUCCGGCGGCGGAGAGGGCACGGUUGCGGGCGCGGCAGGGAGUGAGGACGGUGGCGACGACGGAGGUGGACGUGGUGGAUCAGGCGACGGGGGUUAGCGUGAAGCGCGACGGUGUAAGUUCGGGGGAGAUAGUGGUUCGAGGCGCGUGCGUGAUGUUGGGUUACUUAAAAGAUUCAGAAGGAACGAAAAGGUGUAUAAGAAACAACGGGUGGUUAUACACGGGUGACGUUGGCGUGAUGCAUGAAGAUGGGUACUUGGAGAUUAAGGAUAGGUCGAAGGAUGUUAUUAUCAGUGGUGGUGAGAAUUUGAGCAGUGUGGAGGUUGAGGCGGUGCUGUACGGGCACCCGGCGGUGAACGAGGUGGCGGUGGUGGCGCGGCCGGACGAGUUCUGGGGGGAGACGCCGUGCGCGUUUGUGAGGCUGAAGGAGGGGCUGGUGGCGCCGCCGUCGGAGAAGGAGGUGGUGGAGUUCUGCAGGGAGAGGCUGCCGCACUUCAUGGUGCCGAAGACGGUGGUGUUUAAGGAGGCGCUGCCGAAGACGUCGACGGGGAAGAUUCAGAAGCACGUGCUGAGGAUGGACGCGAGGGCUAUGGGGUCCAUCAUGGCGGCGCCACCUCCUCUUGCUAGUCGCAUGUAGAGUGUACUAAAUUGUUGUGUUUCUUUUGUUGGGUGUUUGGUGAGUUAUUUAAUUGAUUGAAGCUAUUUUAUGAAUACUAGUGGAGCCGUGUCUCUAUAUAUA